AUGCUCUUUGCGGAUGCCUCGGCUUGUAUCACCAUCAAUGGUCGACAGUCUUCAGCCUUUGGCCUCUUCCGCUCUAUUCAGCAGGGUUGCCCUUUAGCUCCCUCACUGUAUGUGCUUGCCGCUGAAGGGUUUGGCAUUUCAUUGCCUAAUUCUCAGUUGCAAUUACUCAAUGGGCACUUUGCGGAUGACUCUUUUCUCACUCUCUUGGAGGAAGAGGAGACUAUUCGUGAGGCGCUCAAGUGCCUCAAUAUAUUUUGUCUUGCUUCAGGCUCCGCCAUUCAGUGGCACAAGACGCUUUGUUACCGGCAGUCUAUUCUGCCUUGUCCUGCUUUGCUGCAACCCUAUGGCUGGAAGUGGAUUGGGCCAGGCGAAACUUUCCACUUUUUGGGCAUUCCUUUUGCCUUUCAAGCCUCCCCAGCGGAGCUUUGGCAGGUUGUGCUUGCUCGGGUGGAGAAAAAACUGGCUUAUUGGGUCACCAAGCCUUUGUCUUUGGUGGGGAAGUUCCAGAUUUGUUCUAAAGUUCUAGCCGCUACUCAUGUUUAUUAUUCCUCUUGCUGGCUGCCUUCUAAAGUUGCUUAUAGCAAGCUUGAAAAAUUACUUCAGGACUUUCUUUGGGCUUCCUCUAAUACCCACCAUGGAUUCCAUCGUGUCACCUGGGAUUUAUGUUGUCUCCCUAGGGACUCUAGAGGCUUGGGUUUGUUGUCCACCCAGAGACAAGGAAUUGCCUUAUGUGUCAAAUGGGUUAUUCGCACCCUUACGGGUGAUGAGGCUUGGAAAAUUGUUCUUCGCCACUGCAUUCAGUUUGGUUUCCCUGACAACAGACCGGCCUGGAAAGGAAUUGGCCUCUAG
Molecule: messenger RNA, 849 nt
Organism: Cryptomeria japonica (Japanese cedar)
Lineage: Eukaryota; Viridiplantae; Streptophyta; Pinopsida; Cupressales; Cupressaceae
Exons: 2
Coding region: 1-849 (282 amino acids)
Source: RefSeq, a predicted model, not a curated record